Molecule: messenger RNA, 1298 nt
Organism: Sphaeramia orbicularis (orbiculate cardinalfish)
Lineage: Eukaryota; Metazoa; Chordata; Actinopteri; Kurtiformes; Apogonidae
Product: fibroblast growth factor 9-like
Exons: 3
Coding region: 150-839 (229 amino acids)
Molecular function (GO): growth factor activity
Source: RefSeq, a predicted model, not a curated record
CUGCGCCAAAACGCGCGCUCAUUGGAGGGGGGAUUUUCUGCGUCCGCACGUCCAACUUUUCUUUCCCCCUCCGCUUUAUAUGCUCGGACCCUCGCCUUCCUUUCUCAUCAUUCGGAUCUCCGUGAGCCGGUUCGGGUGUCUGAUCUGUGAUGGGGGCAGCGGCUGAGGUUGGGAGCUUCGCCAACGUAUUUCUGGACAGCUUUGGCCCCGCGGGCGCUGCUUCGGCUCCCGUUGGUUCUCAUUUCGUUCUUACCCCAGCCGGUGCGGUGGACUUCAACUCGGUUUCCGGACUGAUGAUGGGGGUACAGGGGCAGCAGCAGCAGCAGGAGCACCUGGUGUCCGCGGAGAGGCUGUCCCGGAGCCUGGCGGAUCUCAGCCAUCUGAAGGGGAUUCUGAGGAGGAGGCAACUGUACUGCAGAACCGGCUUCCACCUGGAGAUCCAUCCCGAUGGAACCGUGCAGGGCACAAGAAAGGAUCACAGCAGAUUCGGUAUUUUGGAAUUUAUCAGUCUAGCUGUGGGACUGGUCAGCAUCAGAGGAGUAGACAGUGGACUCUACCUCGCCAUGAACAGCAAAGGAGAACUGUACGGUUCGGAGAAGCUGUCUGCGGAGUGUGUUUUCAGGGAGCAAUUUGAAGAAAACUGGUACAACACCUACUCCUCAAAUAUCUACCGGCAUGGAGAAAAAGGUGCCUUUUACUUUGUCGCUCUUAACAAAGACGGGACAUCUCGAGAUGGAACAAGGUCAAGACGACAUCAGAGGUUCACUCACUUCCUUCCGAGGCCAGUAGACCCAGACAGGGUCCCGGAGCUAUACAGGGACAUAUUGGGCCAGAGCUGAGAAUGACAGGGUCUAAUUUGUACCCUGCAAAAUCAGUUUGAGCUGAAAAUGAAGCAAAGGGCACCAAAUCAUGACCCUGUGUUGAAGGACAUGGAAGAACUUGUUGAUCUGGACAAACCAGGAUUAUAUAGUGCACUAGAUCCACAGCCCCACUGCUGACAUGGAGGAUGGAACCAGAGCUUCUCUGAAUAUCACUGGCCGGGGAGCCUGGUGACCUCACAUCACCAGGGAUCUUUAGUGGAGGAGAGGAGACAGCAACUACUCUGGGCUCAAAUAGUGCUACUCCGUUAUCCUAUGUAUUGGCCUAUGCAGAGGUCCCGGUGGCCAAACAGAUGCUUUUAUGGAUUUCUUUUGAGUUACCACUAAUAAAAAAUCCAACAACUCCUUAGUCCAAAACUGCAUGUUCAAAGCGACAAAGGUUUGGACCCGAUAGUUGAGAUUAAAAACCAGCUGCUUGAU